Messenger RNA from Clonostachys solani, 7770 nucleotides. Lineage: Eukaryota; Fungi; Ascomycota; Sordariomycetes; Hypocreales; Bionectriaceae. The record is from the annotation of a GenBank genome assembly.
AUGAUCAACUCCGGUCCUCUUCCUCGUGGUCAAGACGGCCAUGGACCUAGUUCGAGCAACGCCCAUUCAUCCGGCUCUCGGCCGGCUGAGUUCCCAAUCGCCAUUGUGGGCAUGAGUUGUCGUUUUGCUGGAGGUGCUACCAGCCCGGCCAAACUCUGGGAGCUCUGUAAAGAAGGCAAGGACGGCUGGUCGCCUAUUCCUGAGGACCGAUUCCAAGUCGAAGCCUGGUAUAAUCCCGAUCCCCAAGUAGUGGGCAGAACGCAUGUCCGUAGCGGCUACUUUCUGAAAGAAGACAUUACUCUCUUUGACUCGGCCUUCUUUAAACUUACUGGAGAUGUAGCUAGCUCACUUGAUCCCCAGGUUCGCCUUCUGCUAGAAGGAGUGUAUGAAGCAACUGAAGAUGCCGGGAUUCCCAUAGAGAAUUUAGUCGGCUCAAAUACUUCAGUGUUUACUGGGUGCUUCAGUAAGGACUACUACGAGAAUCAAUCUCGAGAUCCUGAUCUCCUCAAAGAUUCCAUCUCCGGAAAUGGCACAGCCAUGCUUUCCAACCGUAUCUCGUAUUUUUACGACUUGAGAGGAACAAGUAUGAGUAUUGACACAGGAUGUUCGGCCAGCAUGGUCGCCCUAAGUCAAGCUUGUCAGACCAUUUGGGCUGGAGAGUCGGACCUCUCUAUAGUGACAGGAACCAAUGCACUUCUAAACGAGGAUAUGUUCAUUGCCAUGAGUUGCUUGGGGGCCCUGAGCAAAGAUGGAAGAUGCUUUGCUUGGGACUCACGAGCCAACGGCUACGGCCGCGGCGAGGGCUGCGGGAUUCUUAUACUGAAACCUCUCCACGCUGCCCUGGCGUCCGGGGAUCGCGUGCACGCCGUCGUCCGAGCGAGUGGAACGAACCAUGAUGGAAAAACAACCACUUUCUCGUCCCCGUCCAUGGACGCGCAGAUCCAGCUUAUCGAGGCCACAUACAAACGGGCAAACCUCGACAUUAGCGAGACUGGUUAUGUUGAAGCACAUGCAAGCGAUCCGAUCGAAGCCGAAGCAUUGGCUCGAACCUUUGGUCAAAGCCGUCCGGUUGGCGAUCCGAUCCUCGUCGGUUCUGUUAAAACAGUAAUCGGGCACACAGAGCCGGUUAGUGGCAUCGCGGCCAUCAUCAAAACUUGCUACGCACUCCGGGACCGCGUGAUUCCACCGAAUCUCAAUUACGACGUCCCAAAUAAGAAUAUCCCAUUGGUAGACUGGCAUUUGAAAGUACCCACAGCUUUGACACCAUGGCCGAAAGACAAGAUGCUUCGUGCCUCCAUAAACAACUUUGGUUAUGGAGGUGCCAACGCCCAUGUCAUUCUAGAAGGUGCGCCAACUAGAGAGCCUCCGGUCGAAACCAACGGUGCCCCAAAUGGACACCUGAAUGGUUACUCAAACGGGUAUCAUGGUGAGGAGCCCGUGGAAAAUGGGAAGGUAAAUGGGAACAGAAAUGGACACUCGCAUACUGAGCGAUCAUUUGUUUACCUUCUCAGCGCAAAAGACUCCGGUGUAGCGAAAACUAUGGCAAAAACAUUUGCUGCACAUAUCCGCCAUGAGAGUGGCCAGCUGAUUAAAGCCAACAAUCUCGCUUAUACUCUUCAUACACGACGGUCAAAGCUUCCCUGGGUAGUUGCUGUCCCGGCAAGAAGUCUGACAGAGCUUUCCGAUCUCUGGGAAAGCCCGGCAAUCAAGGCAACGAACUCGUCCCUCAAGCCAGCGAAGAGGAUUGGUUUUGUUUUUAACGGCCAAGGAGCCCAGUGGCAUGCCAUGGGUAGAGAACUUAUCUACGCCUAUCCAUCAUUCGGUAAACAAGUCCGGGAGGCUUCUGAGAUAUUGUGCAAUUACGGCGCAAAGUGGUCACUUUAUGAGGAGUUGUUGCGUGAUGAGGAUGCUACGCGCAUAAACGAAGUCGAGAUCAGCCAGCCGUCGUCUGUUGCUCUCCAGAUGUGCCUCGUCGACCUCCUCAAGUCUUGGGGUGUUACUCCCACGGCCACGACCAGCCACUCCAGCGGUGAAAUCGCCGCUGCAUACACCGUCGGUGCGCUUUCUUUCAAAGAAGCACUUGGAGUUAUCUACCUGCGAGGACAGCUUGCUAUGGAGCUGCAGAAGCUUGAGUCUGUUCGAGGGUCUAUGGCCGCUGUUGGGCUGGGCCCUGAGGCAGCUGAAAAAUACCUCGAUAACCUCCCCCCUGGCCAACAUGUACUAGUGGCCUGUGUAAAUAGUCCCCAGAGUGUUACUCUUUCUGGGGACUCGGAUGCUCUUGAUGAGAUCUUGAGUCGCCUGGAAAAAGACGGCAUCUUCAAUAGGAAGCUGAAAGUGCAGUUGGCCUAUCAUUCACGCCAUAUGUCGCUAAUUGCCGACCAGUACGUCGCUGCUCUCGAAGCUAUCCUUCCUGACACGGCCAAGAGCUGGGAUGGGGUGCUUUUCUCGUCACCAGUCACUGGCAAGAUAAUCACAUCACCCGAGGUCCUGUCUCCUUCGCAUUGGGCUCGCAACCUCACCAGUCCGGUCUUAUUCAGUCAAGCGUUCGAGAACAUGUGCUUCGGCCCCAACGGAUUAUCCGUCGACUUGAUCGUGGAGAUUGGGGCUCACAGCACCCUAGCAGGUCCGAUACGGCAGAUUCUCAAGUCAAAAGGCCACGACAUCCCAUAUGUAUCGUGUCUCAAGCGCCCGGUUGACGCCGUCCAGACCAUGCAGGAGCUCGCAUGUGAGCUCUUAGGCCGGGGAUAUCCGAUCUCUUUGGAAUCAGUGAACUUCCCCGUAGGCACGGAAACGUCUUCCACGUUCGUCCCGGAUCUUCCGACAUAUCCCUGGAUCCACACCACGAGAUACUGGGAUGAGUCGAGACCAAGUCGACAGUAUAGGGACAGGAAGACACCACCUCAUGAAUUACUUGGCAGUCGGAUCACCGAUACUAGCGACAGCACCCACACCUGGCGAAACGUAUUCCGCCUGUCAGAACUAGAAUGGCUAAGAGAUCAUCAAGUGGAGUCUCAGGUCGUAGUUCCUGGAGCGGCCUACAUCUCAAUGGCUAUUGAGGCAGCUCGUGCCCUCACAGACCUGUCGGAACAGACAAUCCACGGAUACCGACUCCGGGACAUUGAGAUCAUGAAAGCUCUGGUCCUCCCCGAAUCGUCGCCUGUCGAGGUCCAGAUCUCCCUUCGUACUUGUAAUAAUAAGGAGCUAGAGAAUGUUGGCUGGUUCGAGUUCGAGCUCUGCUCGCGCCAUGCCGACAGCUCUUGGACCGAAAACUGCACAGGCUACGUCUCAUGUGAAAUGCAAAAUUCCCCAAAGGCUGCCACAACACGGGAGCCUACACCACCAACAACAAGAGAGUUUCUGAGCCUGGCAAGCGGAGAAGUUACCGAUGUCGAUGUCGCCUCAAUGUUCAAAAAGCUGCACAAAAUGGGCAUCCAGCAUGGGCCCUUGUUUCAAAAUCUGACCCACGGCCAGUCAGUAGAUGGUAAUGGUAUAACAGGUUUUGCCGUUGCGGCUCUUGCAUCUGCGGCCCGGGAUUAUGUGAUACACCCGACAACCCUCGACUCCGUCUUCCAAGCCACCCUUUGUUGUACUUCGGCUUUUGAGAAAAGCACUGACCUGAUGCUCCCUCGCUCGAUCCGUACUAUGUUUGUGCCAAAGUCCCUCAAGAGAACGGCGGGAGAUUCACUACAGGCUUUUACAAAGCUUGUUAGCUUGAACAAACGAGGGCAGACAUCCAACAUAUACGUGACGAACACUGAGGAUGAAGACGUGCCCAAUAGGCCGUUCUUUCAAAUGCAUGGUUUCUUCUGCCAGACGGUUCCUCGUGACCAGGACAAUGAGACUCUCGACCAGGGCAUGCUCUGCUCCAAGAGCUCAUGGGAGCUAGACAUUACAUACGGCGUCCCCGCAUACGUCAAAGAAUCCAUGAAGAUUCCUACCCCAGAGAAUGAAAUAGAGGCGGAGAAAAAGCUGACACGGGCUUCGGUGUAUUUCAUUCAUGACACCAUUCGUGAGCUGGAAUCACAACCCAUCGACACCAGCUCGUGGGCUUGGCACUAUGUGCUCUUCUACGAGUGGAUGAAGGCUACACUUUCUCUCGCUGACAGCGGAGAACUUCGUCCCGGCAGCCAGACAUGGACAAAGGCGACGAAAGGAAUAAGACAGAGGCUCUACGACGAGCUCGAUUUUGGCAACAGUACGAGUAGGCUGCUAUCCAGGGUUGGAAAGAACAUGGCAAGAUUUAUACGUGGAGAAAGCACGCCACUGGAGCUUAUGAUGGAGAAUAACCUCCUUAACCAAUACUAUAGCGAGAACCCAGGGUCUGUCCGUCUCUGCCACCAUGCGGGCGUACUAGCAGAGUUGUAUGCUUCGAAAAGUCCUGGAGCUAGCAUCCUGGAAAUUGGAGGAGGCACCGGUGCAUGGAGUAAGGCAGUUCUCGAAGCCUUUGAUGCCAGGGGCCAACGGGAAGGCCUCGGUGGCUCAUUGCUUGGCCGUUAUACCUUCACCGAUAUCUCGCAAGGAUUCUUUGCUGCUGCUCGCGAGAAACUUGCUCCGUGGGAGGACAUGAUGGAGUUCAAGCCACUCGAUAUCGGCGAGGACCCCACGACACAAGGCUUUGAAGCUGGGACUUACGAUCUGAUCGUGGCGGCCCAAGUGCUUCACGCAACGAAAAAUCUAGCUACGACACUGUCACAUGUCCGAAAACUGCUUAAACCUGGGGGCAGGCUCUUACUUUUUGAGUCUACCAAGGGCCGUCUUGAUGAACAGGUGGUGUUCGGGGUGCUCCCAGGGUGGUGGCUCAGCGAAGAAGACGACCGGAAGAUGAGGCCGCACGUCUCCGCAAGGAGGUGGGAUGAACUGCUCAGAGAGGCUGGCUUUGGUGGUAUAGACUUUGAAAUGGACGACUACGAAGAGCCAGAUAUGCAGUCUGCAAACACAAUUCUUUCGACUGCCGUCUCUACCGAAGCGUUCCAGGUCCCAAUCACGAUCGUAAACGAGCCAUCCCAAGCACCACCACAAGCAUGGCUAUCAGAACUUUCCGACCGCAUUCACAAAGAAACGGGAAUAGUUCCGUCUAUUGAGAGCCUGGAUCAAUUAGAGGCUCAUGGGAAAAUAUGCGUGUUUACGGCUGAACUUGAGCACCCCUUUUUAGAUGGGAUUAGUGAGACAUCGUUUGAGUUGCUCCGAAAACUCGUUAUGAACAGCCAUGGGGUGGUUUGGUUGACGUCUGGCGGGCUUGCUACUUCUGAAAACCCUUCUUUUGCUGCCGCCCAGGGAUUCUUGAGGACUCUGAGAUUGGAAGAUACCGGCAGGCGGUACAUCCUCCUAGACUUUGAGCCGACGGGUUUGUCUGGUGACCAUCCAUGGACGAGUGAUAAGAUCGGCUACAUCACUCACAUCCUACAGCAGAGUUUCAAUGACAGCCUCAUCCAGGAUUCAGGUAUUGAGAACGAAUAUUCCGUCAAAGAAGGAACGCUCCAGGUAUUGCGGCUUAUACCAGAUAAGCUAAACAGCCAGCUGUGCACUGAGGGCGACGUAGACGUCACGGCCGAGCUUCAGCCAUUCUUCCAGCCAAACCGGCCGCUUAGGUGGGAGCCGGCCAGUUCAGGGGUUUUGAGUGACAUGCACUUCACUGACAAGCUCGACAUCGACGGUCCCGUUCCUAGUGGCUAUGUGGAGGUGGCUGCCAAAGCCUUCGGCUUGAACUUUCGAGACGUUUUGGUCGCCUUGGGCCAACUAGAGGAGGACUUCAUUUCUCAUGAAGUCACUGGCAUUAUCACACGGCUGGGUCCAGAUACCGAAGAGAGCGGAUAUCAAGUUGGAGACAGGGUUUGCUGUAUGUCUGGAGGACGCUAUGCUAGCGUAUCGCAGACGCAUUGGAUGACGACUGUCAAAAUACCUGGCAACAUGUCUUUUGAAUGGGCUGCAGCGAUUCCUGUCGCGUAUGCCACUGCCUAUCACUCCCUCUUUCAUCUUGCCAGGGUUCAAAGAAACGAGACCGUUCUCAUUCACGCUGCAGCAGGAGGUUUUGGACAAGCAGCCGUAGUGCUAGCUCAGCACGCGGGUGCAAAGGUUUUGGCCACGUGCAGCUCCGAGGCAAAACGAGACCUUCUAGCCUCUCAGUAUGGCAUACCGUUGGAUCAUAUUUUCUCCAGCAGAGACCAAAGCUUUGCCCUUGCCAUUAUGGCGUUGACGAAUGGAAAGGGAGUUGAUGUGGUGCUAAACUCUCUCUCGGGGGCAUUGUUGAAGGCUACGUGGGACUGUGUUUCCCGCUUUGGUCGCUUCAUUGAGGUUGGCAAAAUCGAUAUUGAAGCUUCCCGCCGUCUAGACAUGUCGCCGUUCCGCAAGUGUACCACGUUCGCGAGCGUCGACCUUUUGCAGCUGAGGGAGUAUCGGCCUGCCCUGCUGCGGGAAGCACUUUCAGAAGGACUUCGGAUCUGCCACGAACGAGCCCAAAUUCCCAUUCUUCCUAUAUCCAGUUUUCCAGUCACCCAAAUCGAAGAAGCGCUUCGUUUGAUGCAGGCCGGUAAGCACAUAGGCAAGCUAGUUCUCUUACCUGGCGACACGGAUAAAGUAAAGGUAGUCUCAAAGCUGAGGCCAGUCUCCCUGGCGGAUGAAGACGCUACAUACCUCAUUGUAGGUGGCGUGACCGGCAUUGGCUCUGCUAUUUCAGAAUGGAUGAUAUCCAGAGGAGCGAAGACUCUAUUGCUCGUCUCUCGUCACGCUACUACCCAUCCCAACGCCCACCUCCUUCAAAAGCGAGGUGAAGCUGCCGGAUGCAAUGUUCAACUUCGAGACUGCGAUAUAUCCUAUGAAGAUCGGCUCGUGGAGCUUCUUGCCGAGUGCUCUCGCACACUGCCCCCUAUUCGUGGGGUUGUAAAUGGUGCCAUGGUGUUGGAUGACACUAUAUUCGAGCGUAUGACCUACGAGCAAUGGGGCCACGCGGUUCGCCCUAAGAUCAACAGCACUAGGAACUUGGACAAGCACCUACCUCAAGGUCUAGCCUUCUUUAUCUUGCUCUCGUCCGUUGUCGGGGUAGCUGGAGGCACUUCACAGGCCAACUACGCCGCCGGUAACUCGUACCAGGACGCCAUUUCCCGCAACCGGAGUGCCCGUGGCCUGCCUGGUGUGACUAUCGACCUCUGUGCUAUUCGAAAAGUCGGCUAUAUCGAAAAUCGGCUAGAGGAAGGUGACGAGGGUGUCAUAAACCGCGCCAACAAGCUAGGAGUCGGCGAAGUCGACGUCUCGGUCGUCCUCCAGCUUCUUGAGGAUGUUAUCCGUAACCCCAUCCGCUCUAGUAGUCAGGAGAACAGCCAGGUGGUCAUGGGCGUCACUGAUAAUACAAUGGAUGCCAUGGUUGAGAACUUGAACCUAACUCGUGAUCGGCGGUUCAGCAGCUUACGGCUUGCGAACCGUCGCCGUGGUUUGCAGUCCACUGACACUGGGUCUCGGGGCAGCAAAAGCUCAACCGCCGUGCUAGCCAGUGCACUUUCUUCUAGCAGCAUUACUGCCCAAGAGGCGUUGUCAUUGCUUGUAAAUGCCGUGUCAACUAAGUUGUCUGAGCUGUUUAGCAUUCCGCUCGACGAGAUUGAUAUCUCACUGCCCUUGUCCCGGUACGGCGUUGACUCGUUGGUUGCGGUAGAGUUGCGGAAUUGGCUCAGUAGUGCGGCCAAAGCAAAGGUUUCAGUCUUUGAAAUUGUCCAGGGCGCUUCAUUAGGUGAAUUUUGCAAGCUUGUAGCUGCAAGGAGCGAGUAUUUAUCGAGUGGCUAG